Messenger RNA from Puntigrus tetrazona (Sumatra barb), 1950 nucleotides. RefSeq names its product SRY-box transcription factor 18 (gene sox18). Lineage: Eukaryota; Metazoa; Chordata; Actinopteri; Cypriniformes; Cyprinidae. The record is from RefSeq and is a predicted model, not a curated record. Gene Ontology annotation, biological process: lymphangiogenesis; positive regulation of transcription by RNA polymerase II; angiogenesis. Gene Ontology annotation, molecular function: DNA-binding transcription factor activity, RNA polymerase II-specific; RNA polymerase II cis-regulatory region sequence-specific DNA binding.
AAAACUCACUACAACUUUCAAACUCAGCACAAGAACUAUAUACCGUCUGGAGGGCAGGAGUUACAAAACACUAACAUCUGUGGGAUUUUAUACUUUGUACUCCGAAACAUCCGAAAAGAAAGGGUGCAGCUCUUUUUCUUUCUUUUUUACGAUUUGUUUCAUUUGGGUUACUGGUCAGUCUGUAUUUAAAGUAGCUUAAAGUAGCUCGGUGUUGCUUCUAUCCAAAGACAACAGCGUGCUUUAACCGUGGUGGUCUUGCUGGAAUGAAUAUAUCUGAGUCUAGUUGCUGUCAAGAGGCCAGUUCUCAGCCCAGCCAGGUUGCGGAGCGUGGGACAUGGGGUGCCUCUUCCAGCACUCCGGGCCUGACGGGACAUGGUUUUGACCACAGCCGGACCACAGAGCUGGCGCCGGUGCCCGGCUCUGGAACGCGGACAGGGUCCCGAAGCGGAGCGGAGGCCAGGACGGGGAGCCCGGACUCAACCCGCACUGGAGCUCUGACCCUAGGCUCCGGAGAGGGGAAAUCAGGGGGAGAGUCCAGGAUCAGGAGGCCCAUGAAUGCCUUCAUGGUGUGGGCUAAAGACGAGCGCAAACGUCUGGCACUCCAGAACCCAGACCUGCAUAACGCCGUGCUCAGUAAGAUGCUGGGUCAAUCCUGGAAGGCUCUAAGCACCCUAGACAAGCGUCCGUUUGUGGAGGAAGCCGAACGACUGCGUUUGCAGCACCUCCAGGAUCACCCAAACUACAAAUACCGUCCUCGCCGCAAGAAACAACCCAAGAAGAUGAAACGAGUGGAACCGGGUUUGCUCCUCCAAGGCCUAGCUGGCGGCCCUGGACCAGGAGAUGCCUAUUCGCCGCAUCGCCAUGGCCAUCAUCUGCUGCCUCCUCUGGGACACUUCCGAGACCUCCACCCCUCUGGAGCCUCGGAGCUGGAGAGUUACGGCCUGCCGACGCCAGAGAUGUCACCGCUUGACGUGCUGGAAGAGGGAGGCGGAGAUUCUGUGUUUUUUCCCCCUCACAUGCAGGAAGAUGUGGGUCUGGGUUCGUGGAUAAACUACCACCAGCAUCCAAACCAUCAGACUGGCCACCACCCUCACCACAACUCCCAUAACCUCCAGCAUUCCCACCCACACCUCAACCAGAAGUCUCCGCUGGCCUGCCUCCCGCUACAGGAGAAAUGCCUGCUCGUGGAGUCCACGAACCCUAACAGUCUCUACCCCAACAUGAGCCUCCCAGAAUCCUCCAAGGCUCCUCACACCCCCACACCUGCAGGCUAUUACGGUCAGAUAUACGGGAGCAGUCAGCCCCAGCCUGCCUUCACCUCUCAUCUGGGCCAGCUGUCUCCUCCGCCCGAGACCUCGGCGGUUGCUCAGGUCGCUCCGCCCUCUCUGGACUCUGUGGACCAGCUGGGACCCUCGGCCGAGUUCUGGGGCGAAGUGGACAGGAUUGAGUUCGACCAAUACCUGAGCGCGAGCAGGACUCGAUUGAGCAGGAACACCCCUUGCGAGGAGAGCAGCGCUUUGAUAUCAGCCCUGUCCGACGCCAGCAGCGCCGUUUACUACAGCGCAUGCAUUACGGGAUAAAACUGCUUCUCCGCGCAGUCCUGAAGUCUGGUGCACAUAUGGCUUUUUUUUGAGGCUCAGAACUUUUUGAUUUAUUCGAGUUACCUUCUUCAGGGAAUCAUCUUGCCCGGUUUCACGAAUCACUGGAGGUUACUGAACUCUAUACAGGAUGGUUCUCACCGUAUAGACUUCACUAAAUUGCAUUUCACAGUAUGACUAGUCAUUUCUGGUCUUGAUAACCUGUACUUUCUGAGACUGUGGCCGAUUUAACCAAUAAUUUUGCUGACUCCAUCCAGCUACUGUAUGCUUACGGUCUCAAAUGAGGGUACUGGGGCGUGGAAGUCAAGAAUGUGAAUAUUUUUGCAAUACAUAUAUAUAUAUAUAUAUAUAU